AUGUCCAAAAUAGAAGUCAUAACGGAGAAUGUCAAUAACGGCCUGACGGGGAAGCUCGAGUCGAUCCAGUACACUAAGUCACAAAUGGUUGGCCACGGCUCGUUUGGUGUGGUGUUUCAAACUCAGCUUUUACCGUCUAAUGAGAUUGCUGCCAUCAAGCAGGUCUUGCAGGAUAAGCGUUUCAAGAACAGAGAGUUGCAAAUCAUGAAGUUGGUGCACCACCGCAACGUAGUGGACUUAAGGUACUACUUUUACACCAACAAUGAUAAAAACGAGUUGUUCUUGAAUCUCAUCUUGGAGUUCGUCCCCGAGACGUUGUACAAAGCAUCGCAUUACUAUGUUUCCAAAAGACUUAGCAUGCCCUCGUUGGAAGUGAAGUUGUACACUUACCAAAUGUUUAGGGCCUUGAACUACAUACACUCCCAAGGCAUUUGUCAUAGAGACAUCAAACCACAGAACUUGUUGAUUGAUCCAGAAACGGGAGUGCUCAAGUUGUGUGAUUUUGGCUCAGCAAAAAUCCUCAAUCCUCUGGAGCCCAAUGUCUCCUACAUAUGCUCCAGAUACUAUAGGGCACCAGAAUUGAUCUUUGGUGCCACAAACUACACAACGAAAAUCGAUGUCUGGUCAGCUGGAUGUGUCAUGGCUGAAUUAAUUUUUGGCCAACCUUUGUUCCCUGGAGAGUCUGGGGUGGACCAGUUGGUGGAGAUUAUAAAGAUUUUGGGUACCCCCACAAGGGAACAGAUAAAGAAUAUGAACCCAAACUACACAGAGUAUAAGUUCCCUCUGAUAAAACCGGUGCCAUUGUCGAAGAUAUUUAGAAAGAACUCUGCCGACUGUGUGCAAUUCAUCAUGAAGAUUUUGGAGUACUCUCCAAUCGACAGAAUAUCGUGCAUUGAAGCAUUGGCCGACCCGUACUUUGACGAGUUGAGAGAGGAGAGCACAAAGUUGCCUAAUUACAGGAAAUUGUUCAGCCAACAGAUCUACAGCAACUCGACGCAUUACCCACAUCAGAACAACGCCACGUACCAAUUGUACUCUAAUCAACCUGAUGUGCGGGAGUUGCCCGAGUUGUUUGACUUUGAUGACCGUGAAUUAUCGGUGGAGCCAUCGUUGAACCUGGUGUUGGUUCCAAAGCAUGCAUUAAAUAGAUUGAGAAUUACUCGUGGCAACAGCUUGGACUCCUUCGUGCCCAUGACGCCGGAGGAGAUGGAGGUCACUUUAGAGUGA
Candidozyma auris is the source of this 1227-nucleotide messenger RNA. RefSeq names its product serine/threonine protein kinase (gene RIM11). The transcript has a single exon. Gene Ontology annotation, cellular component: cytoplasm. The coding region runs from base 1 to 1227 and encodes 408 amino acids. The record is from RefSeq and is a predicted model, not a curated record. Gene Ontology annotation, molecular function: protein serine/threonine/tyrosine kinase activity; ATP binding; protein serine/threonine kinase activity. Gene Ontology annotation, biological process: signal transduction; protein phosphorylation. Lineage: Eukaryota; Fungi; Ascomycota; Pichiomycetes; Serinales; Metschnikowiaceae.